AUGCAGAGGUUCUUGGGGCCAAGCGACACCAGCGGAACAAGCAGCAAGCGCAAGGGUUGUGGUAUCCGCCCUCUGUCCAGGGGGUACUACCACAUUUUCAAGGCCUACCACGACCUCUCCCGCCGCGGGUCCCCGAUCAGCAACGCGAUAGCUUGGGCAGCCACGGUGGGGAAGGAGGCUGCAGAUGAGGAGCGCGAUGUCACCGGCGCCCAAGCGGGCCUGUUCGCUGGUGCGGUCGCGUGCGCCAUCGCGAUGGUGUGGGAGACCAGCAACGGUCUCGAACUCGAGGCUAUCGCUAAUGCUGGAUACUCCACGGCGCAGCUUGCUGGCACGCCUGAAGAAACGGCCUGCGGUUACGCCACGAUCGUGACUGCGGUUUUCAAGUGGGCCAGGAAGGAGAAUGAUCGCAAGCAAGCCCCUGAGGUCACACCGAAGCAGAUUGCGGAGAAGAUUGAGACCGCGGUCGUGAACCGUCUUGGUGUGCGACUUGGAGACCCCACUUUAGUCGCUAUGGUCACGCACGAGGCAGUAGACGUGCUGAUGACCUGGUGCGACUGCAAGAUCGCGGCCAAGGUGAUGGAGGCCAACGGGCUCUACCUCUCUUUGCCGGAGAAGCGGCUGUUUGCGAAGAAGUGGUCCGCCUGA
Molecule: messenger RNA, 645 nt
Organism: Closterium sp. NIES-65
Lineage: Eukaryota; Viridiplantae; Streptophyta; Zygnematophyceae; Desmidiales; Closteriaceae
Source: the annotation of a GenBank genome assembly